This is a messenger RNA of Ailuropoda melanoleuca (giant panda), 614 nucleotides long. It is a transcript of the gene CSTA, whose product is annotated as cystatin A. The record is from RefSeq and is a predicted model, not a curated record. NCBI's taxonomy places the organism in Eukaryota, Metazoa, Chordata, Mammalia, Carnivora, Ursidae. The transcript is spliced from 3 exons. Gene Ontology annotation, cellular component: cytosol. Gene Ontology annotation, molecular function: cysteine-type endopeptidase inhibitor activity. The coding region runs from base 215 to 511 and encodes 98 amino acids.
UCCCAAAUUCCUACUGGCAGAUUCUGUUGAGGAAGCAGCAUGGCUUGCUUCAAGACAUAUUCAUUUUCUCUGUGCCUUUUUGCUCUUUGUGAAAAAGAAAACCUUCUGGAGGCGGGGCUUGUUGAGCAACACCCUCUUUAAAAACCAGAGUCUCCACGCUUACUUGAUCACUUCAGUUCCAGCAUCCUGCCCAGCAAAGAAGCAAUUAGCCAAAAUGAUACCUGGAGGCUUAACUAAAGCCAGACCUGCCACUCCAGAAAUCCAGGAGAUUGCUAAAGAGGUUAAACCUCAGCUUGAAGAAAAAACAAAUGAGACUUACCAAGAAUUUGAAGCUGUAGAGUAUAAAACUCAAGUGGUUGCUGGAAUAAAUUACUACAUUAAGGUGCGAGUAGGUGAUAAUAGUUAUAUUCACCUGAAAGUAUUCAAAGGCCUUCCUCAACAAAAUCCAACUUUGACACUUACUGGUUACCAGACUGACAAAAGCAAGGAUGAUGAGAUCACAGGCUUUUAGCUGCAUACACCAAAAGUGGUCUGAUAUUUUCCACUGGCUAAUGAUUAAUGUUCCCUGCUAAUAAAUGUAACUAUCAAUAAAGAAGCAUUCCUUUUCAAGUAAA